This is a messenger RNA of Culex quinquefasciatus (southern house mosquito), 2571 nucleotides long. RefSeq names its product sperm-associated antigen 1 (gene Spag1). The transcript is spliced from 4 exons. The record is from RefSeq and is a predicted model, not a curated record. NCBI's taxonomy places the organism in Eukaryota, Metazoa, Arthropoda, Insecta, Diptera, Culicidae. Gene Ontology annotation, molecular function: heat shock protein binding. Gene Ontology annotation, cellular component: cytosol; mitochondrion. The coding region runs from base 1261 to 2463 and encodes 400 amino acids.
UUAGAGAUUUAGGAAAAAAUAAUUCCUCUUGCCCGAAUAAACUUCAGCGUUUAAAAACAUUAUCGAGCAAAUCAGAAUAUAAAAAAGAGUUAACAGAAUAUUUUCUCUUAAUAAAAUAUCAGCAUUAGUUCAAUGUUCGCAGAAAUAAUCGCCAUUUUAAAAUUAAUAGCAAUUUCUCCAAAGUCGUAGAUUUAAGUUUGGAUGCAAUUCAAUCAUUCAAACGUUAAGGUUCAAGUAGAAAUUUUGACAUAGAGAUCGCCAAGACCUAUGAUUUUUUAAGAGCAUCUUUUCUUUUUUAGUUAUUUUUUUUUAAAUUAUUUAUAUAAAUCUAAUGUGAAAUAGCUUUAAAAAUCACAUCAUUCUUAAAAAAAAUAUCAUUUUUUAUCUAUAUUUUGAAAAAGAGCGAAAGAGCCGUUCAAAAGAGCGGCUCUUUUUAAUGAGCGAACGAAAAUGAGCGGCUCCUAAAAAAGAGCGAUUUUACCCACCUCUAGUUCAAAGAAACACUUUGACAGCUCUGAGUGCGGCACUCAGUGCGGAACUAACAAUCAAACAAACGUACCAUUACUGUCGUCAUCUACAAUCAACUUAGCAAACUUGCUGGGCUGUUAUACGUUGCUAUGCAGUUGUUUGUUUACCUUUGAUAUAGAAACGUCAACUUGCCGUAGGUUUUGAAAUUUUCCAAACCAUACGUCAAGUCACCAAUUAGCUUACUUUAUCAUUGUGGAAGAUCAGAUUCCUUUGCAUGGAUUCAAAUUCCUACGCUAAGUACAAUUUUCUAAGUAAAGUGAUUGUAGAUAGGCCAUUACAUCCGUGACGUACUGCAAAUUACAGAUUGUCAAGGCAAACAGAUUGGCCAAUGUUUCUGGACACCAAACGUGCUGGACACCAACCGCCCUUUAUGCCCAGCAAAACUGGCAGUGUUGCAAGCGCAAAACAUACGUUGCCAGUGCCGAUUUAUUUUGCAUCGGCCAAUCUGUCUCCCUCGACAAUCUGUACCGUAAACUGGGGUCAAUCGGGACACAUGGGGCGAAUUGGGACAGCAGUUUUAACCAUGUUGGAGCACAAUAUUGUGAUUUUUCUGAUUACGAUACUGCAAAUGUGACAAAACAUGACGUGCGUGCGCAUCAUAGUAUCCAUGAUUCCCCCACACGAUCACCAUGGAGACGCGCGGCAGUUUGUUGAUUCCGAGUCAACAACUGUCACUCAAAAAAAUCACGUUUUCUGAACUUGACCCAAAACCCACAAAAGUUUUCGAAGAAAAUGGCCAACAAACCGAAACGCCUGCUGGAAAAGUACGACCUCCUGCUGGAACAUCUGGACUUUGGCUACAUCGGGAACUGCUCCGAAGGCGUCGAACUCGAGCGCAUCGUGAAGGUGCUCCGUUCCGGCGAGGAGGGCUUCUUCCCGCAGCUGACGGAGUUUGCCGAACAGCAGUUGCGGCAGGUUAAACCGGGCAGUAAGCUGUUCCGACGGGACACUCCGCUGGUGACGCGGGAUAGUGUGGCCGGGUCGAGGUGGGAGGAGCACUGUCGGGAGAUGGAAAGCUGGGAGGAGUCGAUGAGGAGCUUGAGGAAGGAUAUGUUGGAGGGGAGCGGGGUUGUGGAUGAUGGGGAGGAUCUGUUGCCACCGGUGAGGAGUGUUCCGACGGAGAGUUUGGAGAGUUUCGGGGGAAGUUCGGGUGGUUCUGGAGGGAAGCAGAGGAUCAAGUCUUGUGAUUAUGAGAGUUGGAGUCGGUACGAUCCGGAUACGGAGAUUCUCAAGAUGGAUUUGGAGGAGGAACGAUACAAGGACUUUGUGAAGGAGCAAAAUGAGAAGAAUUCCAAGAAGGCGAUCAUUGAGGAACUUCCGCCGGAUGGGACGAAGAACCUGACCGAGAGCGAGCGGAAGGUUUUGGCUACAAAGUUUAAAGAGAAGGGAAAUGACCACUUCCGGGCUAAAGAGUACGAACUGGCACUGGCAGAGUACGGGAAUAGUGUCAAAAUGUGGCCAACGGCAGCGGGAUUUAACAAUCGAGCCAUGGCACAUAUCAAACUGUUUCACUUCAAAGAAGCCAUUGCGGAUUGUGACGAAUGCUUGAAGUUUGAACCGGAGAACAUCAAGGCUCUACUUAGAAAGGGACAGGCCUUAUGUUCCGAUGACAAGCGGCGGGAGGCUUACCAAACCUACUCCCAGGUGCUUCUCCUAGACCCGGCCAACAAGCUCGCCCUGAACGCCAUCGCCGAUCUGCGUCGCCAGCUUCCGGACCUUCCCCCGCCAAACUCGUUCCAGCUGCCGAUCGAGGAGGUUGGCGGUUGUAGCAGCUCGGACGACUUUGCCGACCUCAUCAAGCCGAAAAAGCUGGUCAAGGACAAACUCCCGGACGCGGUCAAGGCGCUCCAGACGGAGACGGCGCGAAUCGUGAGGAACUCGUCGAAGCAGGAUCAGCAGGGCAGUUCGAAGAAGGUUCUGAUUGAGGAACUUUGAAGGGGGUGAAUUUUUUUUGUUUGAGUUAAUUAUAAUCAGCAGACACAGUAUAAUGUAUAAAAUUAUGAUAACGGGGAUGCUAAAUAGUUACACAUUUGACGCAGCAUA